AGCAAAUAUGUUGUAAGUAAAAUAUUCCGUAUCCUUCACUUUCUCCCUCUCUCUUUCUCUUUCUUUUUCUGAUCUGGGAAAAGAUGGUACAGUUUAAAUUCCAGUUGUUUAAAUUUGAUGGUAUUUGUCAAACUGUAGCGUUAACACUAUGCCCUUUAAUGGGAAAAUUUGAUGGUAUUGAACCCAUGUGUUACUCCAGAAAUGUGGAAUUUGCCGGAUUACUGGUAUUUCAACCUGCGACUUUGAUGAUGGAUUUAGGAGCGCUUUGUAUGACGAGUGUCAUGAUUUAUCACGUCAAGACGAAAUAUACCGCGGUUGGUAGAAAAGAAAUCGCCAUGUUUUUUCAAUUAUAUUUGGUGACUAUAUUUCUGGAAAUGUUAUUGGUCACCAACAUCAUUCCGACCGCCUCCAUCUUAUAUCCCUUUUUCACGGCAGCACAUCUGGGACUACUUAGCGCAUGUUUUUGGUGCUUAAUGCUGAAUGGGUUUGUCGGAUUUCAAUUUGCAGAAGAUGGCACGCCGAUCAGUUUAUGGUCUAUUCGGAUCACAUCGUUUUUGGUAUUCUUCAUUGUUGGGUUUAUUGCCAUGGCGACAUUUAGUAAUUUAGGGCCAUUUAGUUAUACAUCGCCGGGCGCUUUAUGGAUUAUCUUCUUUUUGGUGAAUGGCUCUAUGUUUUUGGUCUAUACGGUGUCUCAAAUCAUUUUAGUCGCUUAUACGCUGGACGACCGAUGGCCAUUGGGUGAUAUUGCAUUUGGAACCAUCUUUUUCGUGUCAGGCCUUGUCGUCAUGUUUAUUUUCUCCGUCGCACUUUGCGAGCAAGUCAAGCAUUAUUUCGACGGCCUAUUUUUUGGAAGCAUGUUUAAUCUAUUAGCCGUCAUGAUGAUUUACAAGUAUUGGGACUCCAUCACCAAGGAGGAUCUUGAGUUCUCCAUUGAUUCCAAACACCAGGCUUGGGAAAUACAGGCCUUGUUAAAGGAAGACGAGGAAGUGGUGUGUCAUUAGAUCGUGCGUGUGUGUGUGUGGGUUCCGUGUAACUUUAUCUGUCCAAUCACAUCAUUGCAUUAUUUGACACACACAUAUAUAAACAGGCAAGAAAAAACCCAAAUCAUUCCCUUUUUUUUCUUU
Molecule: messenger RNA, 1124 nt
Organism: Mucor mucedo
Lineage: Eukaryota; Fungi; Mucoromycota; Mucoromycetes; Mucorales; Mucoraceae
Product: chitin synthase III catalytic subunit
Exons: 4
Coding region: 84-1001 (305 amino acids)
Biological process (GO): protein folding
Cellular component (GO): endoplasmic reticulum membrane
Source: RefSeq, a predicted model, not a curated record